Messenger RNA from Dermochelys coriacea (leatherback sea turtle), 2453 nucleotides. RefSeq lists its product as uncharacterized. The coding region runs from base 222 to 2159 and encodes 645 amino acids. The transcript has 13 exons. The record is from RefSeq and is a predicted model, not a curated record. Lineage: Eukaryota; Metazoa; Chordata; Testudines; Dermochelyidae.
CCCCGGGUGUGCCUGGCGUGUGUGGGGUGGAGCUCGCCCUUGCACCAGCCUGACACCGCAAUCGCACAGACAAGGGCAUGUGGCGGCUUGACGCGGGGAUCCGGAGGAGACGGUUACUUGAGAGGAUGAGGCCUUAUGGCAUGGCGUAAGUAACACUAAGCAUUACUUUACCUGUGGUCACUUUGCAUGCAGUUCCCAUAUACUCCAUCUUCUCUCUUGCAAUGUCGUCGACAUCAUCCUCUUCAUCCUCACCAUCACCACCACCGAGGCGACCUGGUAGACCCACCAUAUAUUCCCCGUCAGAAAAAAAAAGGAGGAGAAAGAGUUUAGAGAGAAAAAGGGCUCAAUCAAGGAUAUGUAUAAGAGAACAAAUAGGAAGAUGGAUGUCGCUUAGGGAAACGCUUAAUGUCUUCUCACAUGCUGAAGUUGCCAAGUUUUUGCUAGACUUAUAUGACAAUUAUGAAAACCGAGAUGUGUGCAAGGAAUCGGAAGUGAAAAUACAGGCAGUGGAUGGAAACUCUACAUUAAAUGCAGAAGAGGAUGUGCCAGAGACCUCUUUAACAGCAGGCACUGAAAGAUUGCCAUGUGAAGAUUUAGAGGAUGAAUCAACAGACAGUUCAGGGGAGGAGUGUACUAUAGAUAAUGAAUAUGACCUUUCUAAAAGUUUUUCUUCAGUUAAACACUUGAAAAAUGUGUCUAUAGCAGAGGAUAUAUUGGGUAUUACAGAUGAAUGUGAUGAUGGGUCUCAAGGUGACUUUAUAGAAAUCUUUGAGGAGACAACUCAUGAUAUGACUUUGGAUGACACCCAGGAUAUUUCUCAUGAAAAAAUUCACAUUGUUUAUGAACGAUCCCUUCUUCAACUAGCCAAAAAAAUUGUUGUACCAAAAUGUAUGUUUUGUGCUGGUGAAGUUGAUCUUUCUGUACAGCCUGUUUCCUCCUGUGUGCAUUUGAUAUGGAAAUGUAGUGCAGGACAUAUAGCAUUUGAAUGGUCUUCUCAACCCUUGGUAAAAGGACAGACACAUGCAGGAGACCUUGCUUUAUCUGCUGCAAUCAUACUGUCAGGAAACAAUUUUGGAAAAAUUUCACAAAUGGCAAACAUUAUGAAGUUGACAUUCGUAAGUGCAAGUACAUUCUUCAGAAUGCAACGUCACUUUAUUGUUCCAACUGUAGAAUCCUUCUGGUGUCGAAUGAAGCAACACGUUUUAGAGGAACUACAUGGGAAGGAAGUAGUCAUUAUGGGAGAUGGACACAUGGAUGGCCCUGGUCAUUCUGCACAGUAUUGUGUAUACUCAUUCAUGGAUUUAGAAACUAAACAAAUUUUAGCUAUUGAAAUAGUGGAUAAACACAAAAUGCAACUGAACUCCCCAUUUAUUGAGAAGGAAGCCUUUCGAAGAGGAUUACAAAAGUUGUUGGAUGAACAGCUAAUGGUCAAAGAAGUGGUUACUGAUUCACACACUCAAAUCUCUGCUUUGAUAACAAAGAAAUUCCCCUGUGUAAUCCAUUCAUAUGACAUAUGGGGUGGUGCCAAAAAUCUUGGACAUAAAUUAAUUGAGGCUAGCAGACAGAAAGAUUGUCGCCGUCUUUUACAAUGGUGUUCAGAUAUUGUCAAUUAUUUCUGGUUUUGCUGCAAGGAAGCCAAUUCAUAUGAAAAAUUUAUUGGAAUGUGGUGUGGCUUAGUUCAUCAUGUGGUCAAUGAACAUCAGUGGGCUAGUGGAAACGGCAUCAUUGAGGGACGGUGCAAACAUGGUCCUCAAAUGGAUGAAAGAGAAAAGGAAUGGCUAGAAAAGGGAAGCAAACCUCACACUGAAAUGUGCAGAAUAAUUUUGGAUAAAAAGUUUCUGAGAAACAUCCCAUACUUUCUACAGUUUAGAUCCACAUUUGAUCUGGAACAGUUUCAGCAGCAUGUGCAUAUGUAUGCUCCCAAAAGUUUUGAAUACACCUAUCCAGUGUACAGAGCAAGAUGUUUUUUGGCUGCUAUUGAUUACAAUAUGCAUUUGAACCGGCAAACCAUGCACAAUCAACAGAAUCAGUUAAUAUACCGUAGAAUUUACCAUAAGAAGUCUGGGAGAUGGACCUUGGUACCCAAGAAAGAAAAUAAGCAUUAUGUAUAUAUUGAUGACAUAAUGGAAGAGAUAUUUCAACGCCGUUUGGGGAUAUAGCAAGAGAUCCUGAAGGCGAAACUUCUGAAACCAAAUAUUUCAAGACCGAUUACAAAAUGAAUUAUACUAAUUAGCCUCCUUUCUCAAUUAAAAAAAACAAACAAACUUCUCCAGGCUUAUAUUUAUUGGAAUUACCUAUGGUAAUGCUUGGUUGUUUAGGAGGAUAUAGUUAUUUAACCUUUUAUUCUUGGGGAGUGGGAAGUGAACUAUUUGUAUCAGUAUUAAUAUCCAUUUCUCGUGGGACUGGUUUAAUAGCAAGUUAUAAUAACUUGCUAACCUUUUGUGUGCCUGUGU